This is a messenger RNA of Suillus bovinus, 561 nucleotides long. RefSeq lists its product as uncharacterized. The record is from RefSeq and is a predicted model, not a curated record. Gene Ontology annotation, biological process: vacuolar protein processing. Lineage: Eukaryota; Fungi; Basidiomycota; Agaricomycetes; Boletales; Suillaceae. The transcript has 4 exons. Gene Ontology annotation, cellular component: intracellular membrane-bounded organelle. The coding region runs from base 1 to 561 and encodes 186 amino acids.
AUGGCUCACGGAGCAGCUAAACGAAUUGCGCUACAGAAUGAGCAGGCCCUCCGAAAUUUGAAGCUCGGAACGUUCAUCCCCACCCUCCUUUCUGCAAUCUUCCGUCUUUUAUUCCGGCGGAGCUCUCUCCCUCCAUCUAAGGGCUCGCUGGCACUCUAUGUUGUGACAUAUCUCCCUGCCUUGUUCCUUUCACGCUAUCUCGAAAGGAUGGGCACUACAAGACGAGACCCAACGACUGGAGCACUUAUAUCUCCGGGAGAGGACCUUAAUCAACCAGGAGUAACAGAAUGGUGUUUCGAUAUACUUUAUGUCACAUGGGCGUGUCAGAUCGGCAGUGGGGCAUUCGGUGAUUGGGUCUGGUGGUUCUACCUUGUGAUCCCAUUGUACGCCGGAUACAAACUAUGGAGUAACUUCAUUGGUCCGAUGCUCGGUUGGUCUCGUGGUGCGAACACUCAGGCCGCGGAGGGGGGCGGCGAGAAGGAAACGGUCAGCAAAAGGCAAGAAAAAUUACGAAAACGCUCAGAACGGGGUGAUCCGCGUGUCCGCUCUAUGCGAAAGUAG